Messenger RNA from Botrytis deweyae, 2181 nucleotides. RefSeq lists its product as uncharacterized. Bases 1 to 2181 code for a protein of 726 amino acids. The record is from RefSeq and is a predicted model, not a curated record. NCBI's taxonomy places the organism in Eukaryota, Fungi, Ascomycota, Leotiomycetes, Helotiales, Sclerotiniaceae. The transcript has 3 exons.
AUGGCGAACAAAAACAUGUCACAGGAAUCGGCAGCAGAGCAGGAGAGACAGGAGGUGCUCGCAUUGUUGCAUUCGACCAAUGCUAGACCCAGAGGCUCGGUGAGCUCCACCGGCUCGGGGCAUCGAGCGGGUGGCGGGAGAAGUUUAUCGCCAUUUGCGAAUAUGGCCAGGUCUCCUGUCCGCAGUAUGUUAGAUAUUGAUAGCGCUCCAGCAAAACCUCGACAUUCAUCUAUUGGUGGCACAAGUACAGGAACCACUGCCCCAUUUCGAAGUAUGCUUGAUGUUAAAACCCCGUUGACAACGGCGCCUGCGGUACGAAGUAUGCUUGAUGUUUCUUCUACUGCGCCCACAGCAUCUGGUUCUAGAAGUGCGCAGACUUCCCCAACAGCGAUAAAUCACAAGACGCAUGCCAAAAAUGGCAGACAAUCGAGGAGUUCGUCAGACGCAGCAGCAAAAUCCACCAUCGAAUUUGGACCUAGAGCAAUCACCAGGGUCGACCCUAACGAAUAUCAAUUCUCUGGCUAUCUACCAAGCAACCCGGGCGGUCCUUCAGUCCCAAAACGCAACACACAAGCAGGAAAGAGGAUUACGAAUUCAAUGGCAGAGGUAGUGAGAUCAGGCGUAGAUCUUAGCGGCUUUGGAGGUGGGCGUGAUCGGGAAAGACACAAUUCAAUUGGAAGUGCUAGUGGGAUUGCGGCGAAAUCAAAGUCGCCUCACAAUCGGUUUUCCCCACGUUCUAGCUCCCCAGUUCCCACAGAUCCUUCGAAAUAUGCCGUUUUGGACAACGGUAAAGUUAUAGAUGUCAAUAGUGCUUAUCAACGAUUGUCGGAUGCCAAUCUUGCGCGAUCGAACGGUGAAUUAUCCAUGUUAAGUCAAAAGAGCAGGCAAAAUCGGCCAGCUAAUGAAUAUUUCGAUAUUAAUGGACCUCGACUGAAGAAAGACUAUGUGCCAAUGGAGGGCGAGGAAAGCGUCGUUGAUAGUACAGAUGAAUCGGACGAUGAAGGUCCCAGAGGGCGCAGAAAGAAGGCGAGAAGUGUAGAUGGAGACGAUUCCGAGCGAGAAAGCACAACUUUGGGAAUGGGGCAAGCGAAAGGUCCACGAACGCCGUUAAGUCAAAUGGCUGCUGCUGAGGCAGAACGACAAGAUGUCGUGGCCAAGGAAGCUUUGAAUGAGAAGUACAAAGUCAAAUCACUUCUUGACCCAGAAAUCACCUUGACGGGACCUGCUGGGCACAAACCAAAUAAGCCUGUGGUACAUCCGCAUACGAGCUUCGAUCCGGACGGCUCUGGUGAACCUAGUCCCCAUGACUCAGAUACUGAAGCAGAUCGCGGCGACGUUAAAAAGGCUCAAAGUCUUUCACUGACCAUGACUGCAAUAAGAUCUACGCCAACGACAUCACGCUGCGUACGUACAAUACACCGUGGAGAUUUCAAGAAAGUUCAACAAGAAGCCCGCGAGAACCAACGCCGUACCAGGAAGUAUCUUGUCGCAACGGAUCUCAGUGAUGAGGCAGCACAUGCUUUGGAAUGGACUAUUGGGACAGUAUUGAGGGAUGGCGACACAAUGCUUGCUAUCUACUGUGUUGAUGAAGAGCUUGGAAUUAUAACUCCUGAUAACAGCGGUGAUGAUGCCCAGAUCAAGCAGCAAAUAUCUGCUAUUGCUUCGGCUCAAAGAUCUGCUAGAGCAUCUCGCACCAAUACCCCCUUACUGACGCCUAGUCUAGGACCGGGUCAACUAAAUCAAAGCUUCAGAUUAGAUCCGGGCAGUAGAGCGGCCAGUCCAAUGGGGAGAGACUCGAGAAGCAAAGCCGAACAGGAUCGAUUCCGAGCCGUAGAAGAUAUCACGGAUAGAGUAUCAGAUCUUCUAAGGAAGACGAAGCUACAAGUACAAGUCAAUAUCGAAGUUCUUCAUUGUAAAAAUCCUAAGCACUUGAUCACCGAAGUGAUUGACUACGUCAACCCAACCCUAGUUAUAUUGGGGAGCCGUGGGAGAAGUGCUUUGAAGGGUGUCAUUUUGGGAUCAUUCUCUAAUUAUUUGGUUACAAAAUCAUCAGUCCCCGUCAUGGUUGCUCGAAAACGUUUACGAAAACAUAACAAGCAGAAGCGCACUCCUCACAUACGUCUCGCAAACAAUCUUACCAAUCCACUAGUCAAAUCUUUGGCCAGUGCGAAGAUUGACUGA